UAUCAGGUGGUAAUUGAUAAUGGCAUUGUGCAACUUUCUCUAACUAAUCCCACUGGUGCUAUUUUUGGAGUUAAAUAUAAUGGCAUUGAUAAUCUCCUUGAACCCUUACAAGAAACACAAAGGGGAUAUUGGGAUACUGUGUGGAACGGGAAAUUUGACACGCUUUUUGCGUCAAAAUUUAGUGUGAUAUCACAAGAUGUUAACAAAGUUGAAGUUUCUUUCCAAAAAACACAUGAUCCUUUGAAUGGUAACAAUCCUCCUCUAAAUGUUGACAAAAGGUAUGUGAUGCUACGUGGGAGUUCUGGAUUUUAUUCAUAUGGAAUAUUUGAACAUUUAAAAGGAUGGCCAGCACUAAAUUUGGAUGAAGCUAGAAUUGCUAUUAAGCUCAGCAAAUCACUGUAA
This is a messenger RNA of Solanum dulcamara, 402 nucleotides long. RefSeq lists its product as uncharacterized. Lineage: Eukaryota; Viridiplantae; Streptophyta; Magnoliopsida; Solanales; Solanaceae. The transcript has 4 exons. The record is from RefSeq and is a predicted model, not a curated record. The annotation marks the transcript as partial.